Molecule: messenger RNA, 1259 nt
Organism: Lolium perenne
Lineage: Eukaryota; Viridiplantae; Streptophyta; Magnoliopsida; Poales; Poaceae
Product: myb family transcription factor MOF1-like
Molecular function (GO): DNA binding; DNA-binding transcription factor activity
Source: RefSeq, a predicted model, not a curated record
AGCGAGCGAGGGAGAGAUCCAUGGCGAAGACUACCUGCGGGAGGAGCGGCGGGUUCGUGAGGCGGUACACCAGGUCCACGGUGCCCAGGAUGCGGUGGACUGCCGAGCUCCAGCAGAGCUUCCUGCGAGCCGUCGACUGCCUCGGCGGCCCAGACAGCGCCAAGGCAACCCCGAAGCGCAUUCUUCAGCUCAUGGAUGUCGGAGGGCUCACCAUAUCCCAUGUCAAGAGCCACCUUCAGAUGUACAGAUGCACACCGCAUGGCAUUGGGAAGAAAGAGAUGCAGCCACAGCUUCCUCCCAAGAAUCACUCAUUUGCCAUUCAUGAGCAAGGCACCAAAGGAUUCAUAGUCCCGCCCAUGAAAAGGGCCAAGUUUGGGACGACGGGAGUUGCGGCAACAUACACGAGCAUGCAAGGAAACAGUGAUAUGAGGAUGAUGAUGGUGGUUCCUGGCAGCCAGUGCUGCGGCAUUGAUGAUUACGUGCGAGCGCAAGCAAUGUCCAUGGACAGGAGGUGCGUAAACGAGGAGGGCCUCCGGUGGCAGACUGAUGCUGCCGCUUCUGCAAACCUCCAGGAAUUAGGAGGACCUUGGGUGCAAGUGCAAUGGCCUGACGACCCCUCUAAGGUACGCCAGGUUACCAAACCGGAAGCACCCCAUCAUAUGAACCAUACGGCGAGAACACUACCUUCCGUGGAGAGCUACCCAAGUUGGAGCUUCCUGUUCAGCAGUGCGACGACCGGAGAAGACGAGCCGGGCGACUCGGUGGACAACAAACGCUCGCCGUCGCCGUGGUUUGCCUUGGAGCAGAGAGCUCUGAACGACGUCUUUUCCUGUCCCAGCGACAGCAGCUGCGUGCUCUCGCCGUCGCCGAGGAGCUUCAGCGACUGCUCAGGGCCUCCGGGCUGCAGCUUUGCUGGGCAGCAUGUUAACCUGGAACUUUCCCUGUCGAUCCCUGGAUCCUAAAUUUAGGACAUUAUGCUGCAUGCUGUUUCCUGUAAACCUCAAGUCUGAACAUGGUGUUCGUCAUGUUUGCCAGCUGAUUUUGGUCUAGUUCUGUUGCAAUAGUCUUCCAAGUUCCAACUUCCAAGCAUGUAGCAAAUGGACUAGGGAUUAGUGGCUCUAAUAUAUGACAAACGACAAGGCAGUACCUGUCUUGGUUAUUAAGGGUAGGAUUAAUGUUAAUUUCGAUUUUGUAUGUGGUAAGGCUGUCAGUAAUAUUCUCACAAAUUGACAGCGUCACAAGGUGCAUUCUGGUUGUCA